This is a messenger RNA of Dichomitus squalens LYAD-421 SS1, 300 nucleotides long. RefSeq lists its product as uncharacterized. The record is from RefSeq and is a predicted model, not a curated record. The transcript is spliced from 2 exons. The annotation marks the transcript as partial. Lineage: Eukaryota; Fungi; Basidiomycota; Agaricomycetes; Polyporales; Polyporaceae.
AAACCCACUUUUGCCUUCGCGCGGAUCAAGGGCGACGUCUGCCUCGUCCAAGUGCCCUCCGACUCGCCUGCGCAGGGAUGCAUGUCCUCCGCGCUCAUGGCCGCCGACGUGCACGUCUUCCGCCACGAGUUCAUCACCCUCUUCCGGUACUCGCACCGCGCGACCGUCCACCCCGCAGACAUGCACAUCCUCGAACCGAUCGAGGACCACGCUACACUCUAUGAGGAGGAGAAGGGCACCGUCUUCCUCGCGCGCGACGUCGUCACGAAGCUCCAGAAGCUCACCAUGGAUGCGCGGCGA